AUGCUAUUAAAAGUAGGUGACUGUUUUAAUUCUUUGCAAGAAUUAGAACAAAAAGUUUCAUCCUAUGGAAUUGAAUCAUGUGUUUCUCUUUAUAAGAGAGAAAGUAGGACGAUUGAGUCAGCUAGGAGAAGAGGAAUUAAGAGGUUUAUUAAAGAAAGUUUAAUGUUUUAUACAAUACAUUAUGCAUGUUACCAUGGUGGAAAGAAUUUUAUUAGUAAAUCAACUGGAAAACGCCCAAAUCAAAGCACAUUCCAGAUGAACUGUACAUUUGGAAUUUGGUUUAAAGUGACUGAUGAUGGAAUGCAGUUUUGUGUUGACAAGAUGAUGUUAGAGCAUAACCAUGAUAUUGAUCGAGAAUUUUUUAACAACCUCCCAAAAAGAAGAAAACUAAGUACAGAAGCAGAGCAAGAUGUUUCGAGAAUUUUAACUAUGCAUGGAAACAAGUGGCUAAUAAAAGAUCAAAUACUAAAAGAAACAGGUUUAAAAAAGCUAAUAAUUCUACAAAAAUAUUUUAAGAUCGUUUGUUCUAUAUUUGAUCAUGUAUACUCAAUGUAUAUUAUUAUAUUAUAUCUAUAAUUUCAGUUUAAUUCAUUUUUCUACAUUAGUGCAAGU
Hydra vulgaris (swiftwater hydra) is the source of this 612-nucleotide messenger RNA. NCBI's taxonomy places the organism in Eukaryota, Metazoa, Cnidaria, Hydrozoa, Anthoathecata, Hydridae. The record is from RefSeq and is a predicted model, not a curated record.